GCUGAGACAUCGCCCUUCAACGCUCCGAAGUGACAGAAACAACGAUUGCAGCCAUGAUGUGGUCGUAGAGUUCGUCAAGCAGACCUUCAACCUCCUACAAUGCCGGGCGACCGUAGCUGGACUUCAUGAUGCCUGUACUGCCCAAAUUCAGUCCUCUACAAUCCAGAUUCGCGGCCUCUUUCGCAGCCUCCGUUAUCCUCUUAUUAGUCUUCUACCUUACCCUGACGAAGCCACAAUUUGCAUACGCACUUGAACUCGACUCAAGGGCAAUUGCUGAAGACCUUGACCACUACUUCAACUUAGAUGAGGAUCUGGGAUACCCGACAGAGGAAACAUACACACUAGAGGAGGGUCGUAUUGCUGGCCGCGCCGAAGCAGGAGUGUCAGCGCUCGCGAACAAUGCACCGCAGAACAGAAAUAUCGAUAUCGGUCAGACCCAGAACUGGGUGUUUCCAAGAGACGCAGUCAAUGGUCUUCAUGGCACAACGGGAACAGGUCUACCAUCAGAGACGACCGAGAAAAGAGAAGUCGAAGAAGUGCGGGAACUUAAGAGGCGGCAGAAUGGGAACAGAGUCUACAUAUCCUUGAACACAUGUCUCCAACCUUCCUCGAAUGUCACCAACAAGACAUCAGACGAUGCAAUACCUCCUCAGUUGACCAUGUACAUUUCAUUAUCAGCAUCCAACCAGAAACCUGGACCUGAUGCAGAUGACUCAAGCCAGCAAACAGUCCAGGUCGAUGGCGGCUAUGCUUUGUUUGAAAGCAACGCUGAUAGCGAUGUUUAUGUUGGAAUAUCUGCACCGAAUACAACGAACUUUGACGGUAUUUGGAACUACGAAGUGGCAGCCUCAAUUGAUGCUCCUUUCCAUGGCUCGCAUAACUCGACGAAUUUAUAUUUCGUUGACGGCGAUAACCAUGCGGCCCUUCUGAUCACCAAUGAUACAACCGAAGCCCAGCCCAACUCUACAGUCUAUCAAGAAUGGAUGAGCCUAAACCCUCCCUGGGGCGUUUUUGGGGCAAAUCAAAAUGACAAGAGUAUCCUAGGAGUCAAGAAUUCAUAUUGUGGUUUGAUGAGCAAUGCGCGGAUAGCAGCCAACAUCAAUGGAUUUUCGAACCAGAAUGUCGCCCAAAUGACCAACAGAGGUCUUGGAGGCAAACCGAAGGAGCAAUUCUACCUCACUGGACUCAACGCCACUUCUAAGUACUGGGGCAUGCUGGCCAUGGUGGGCAACUCGACAGCCUCUGGAAAUGGUGUGGUCGGCGGCGGAGGGACUGUCUGGGAGGCCAUCGAAUUCCAGACCAAGACUGAGAACAACUGUGCUCUGAUGUACAAUCUCUCCUUCUGUUCCGAAGUCGCCUACGCUGUACCGACGAAUCCUGAAAAGUAUCCUCCCACGACGGGCCUCCCCGACCUAGCAGCCUUGUACGACUCAUACGCCGCACAAAUGUACCAAUACUUCAACUACUCCCUACAACAAAUACCAUGUAACAUCACCUCAAGCGCGCAAUAUUCUCUGGCACGAAAUUGCGAUGACUGUGCUCGUGCAUACAAACAAUGGCUCUGCGCUGUCACUAUCCCUCGAUGCGCGGACUACUCAAAUACCGAUUCCUGGCUAUUGCCGCGGAAUCUUGGCCAGCCGUUCGUGAAUGGCUCGAGUAUUUCCGACUCACAGUUGAACGGCGACCAACAGUUGCUGACCUCUGUUGCGACGAAUUCAUCGAGGAAUUCAAUCAUUGAUGAGACCAUCGAGCCUGGCCCGUAUAAGGAGGUUUUGCCUUGUCAGGAUCUCUGCUAUGACUUGGUUCAAAGUUGUCCGGCAAGUCUGGGAUUUGCUUGUCCGCUACCAGGCGCUGGAUUGGAGAGCAGCUAUGGCAGAAGGAGCAAUGACUCCGGGAUCAUUACUUGCAGUUAUCUGGGUGCUGCAUAUUAUCUGAGCGGAGCACAAUCUACAGCACCAUUAGGCCUCACCACGAUGUCCGUACUGGCGCUGGUAGUCCUGUUGGUGAAUGCUCUAUAGAUGGACGUGAAGUCAAGAAAUUAAGCAAGGAAGGGAUGGGACAGAAGUAAAGUCGGGGAAGCCAUUCUGCAUGUAUGAUUCAUGAUACACCCAUGGAUGGGGACUCUUAGCGGCUAGCCGGCGUUUGAAUGGCGGGAAUGGUCAUAGAUAUGGCGAUGGCGCUUGGGGACCAGGAAAAUUCAAUCUGGGGCUUUAUACAGAUUUUAUAGCAGAG
Molecule: messenger RNA, 2232 nt
Organism: Exophiala xenobiotica
Lineage: Eukaryota; Fungi; Ascomycota; Eurotiomycetes; Chaetothyriales; Herpotrichiellaceae
Exons: 1
Coding region: 126-2018 (630 amino acids)
Biological process (GO): calcium ion import across plasma membrane
Molecular function (GO): calcium channel activity
Source: RefSeq, a predicted model, not a curated record